AAACGUCAACGAGACCUGAGAGCCCAUCAUAACAAAUUUUGGAAACUUCUUGCGUGAACAGAUCGGACUUGACUCGUCUCCUUUUUUAUCCCGGAUUUUUGCGGCUUAAAACAACUGCGGUGCUUGAAAGUUUUUUAGUUUUUAUCUCUAUGCUGUUACGCGAAGAUAUUCUGUUUGUUAUUGCUGUCGGCAGGGUGCAUUCGACGUGAUAGAUGCUGCAACAAUGGUGAUCUCGUUCGAUCACGAACGCAAUGGAAUUGCGGAUUUUUUCACCCAAACCGAUCCCGAGGUGCGGAAAGUCACACUGACCAUAGGAAAUAUCAUCUCUAAAAAUACUAUCAAGGAGAUUACGCUUGAAAAAUCACUAAAUGUUAUGCUGGAUAACUGCCGCGAUGCCGCUACCCUGCUCUCGAAGAACAUCGUAAAACCGGAAUUUAUCUACCGUUACCUGCAGAGCUACAACAUACAACUCCCACCGGAGAGUACAAAAGCCACUCUGAUAAAGCAGUGCAUUAACUUUUGGCGAGUCAAAUAUGGAGCACCGACCGGAAGCACGCCCAGUUCCGAUCCGCAAGCGAUUGUCCUUCCGUCCACAUCAGCAGAAUCGAGCUCUUCCAAUAGUACUAUGCAAAAUCUCGUGGCCACCGGGGGCCCCAUGGGAAAUCAAACCAAUGGCCCAGGGUACGAUACCGCAGAUCCGGGACAAGAGCAAUUUCCGGUCAACCUACUGGCACUGGACUACACCACGUGGUUUUAUCUCAAAUGGAAUCGCAACUCGCUGGAUGAGAGCGCGUUCUGGUCCGAUGCCGUGUGUUCGGUGAUGCUCGAAAUAAGCGAAAGUCAGCAAGGAGUCGAAGAAGUUCGGGGACAUAGGGAUAUCAUGAAUCUAAUACUGAGCCUCAAGUUUCAGUACAGUUUCCAGCUGGUGCCCAACAUCAUGUUCGAUGGCUGCCAGGGUCGAAUAUCGGACAACGGCGUACUGGUGCUGACGGUGGGAGUGGUUUACAACGACCGAAGGGGACUGGACAAUCGGUUGACGACCCUAGGGGAGUUUGAGAGCAUGAUCGGUUUGCGCAGGGAUCCCCUCGAGAACAAUAACUGGAAGAUUACGAUGUACAAGCUCUACAUACGGUAUAAACCUGUGGACAAUUUACCUGCCUUAUCGAACAGCAAAAUGCUUACCGAGUGCCUGUUGAUACCACUUACGUUGGAUAGUGUUUGAGUGCCAUUUGGAGGGAUGAUGUGUGCAUUGCUAUUGAAAAGAUUAUAUUAUGCGUAGUGAUGCGUUUUUAUGAUGUCGAACUAAUGAGUAUUUUGUAUAAUGAACAGUCGACAAUAAACAUUGUUACAUGAAAUGUUA
This is a messenger RNA of Aedes albopictus (Asian tiger mosquito), 1360 nucleotides long. RefSeq lists its product as uncharacterized. NCBI's taxonomy places the organism in Eukaryota, Metazoa, Arthropoda, Insecta, Diptera, Culicidae. The record is from RefSeq and is a predicted model, not a curated record. The transcript is spliced from 2 exons. The coding region runs from base 224 to 1222 and encodes 332 amino acids.